Mya arenaria is the source of this 2117-nucleotide messenger RNA. RefSeq lists its product as uncharacterized. The coding region runs from base 50 to 1240 and encodes 396 amino acids. NCBI's taxonomy places the organism in Eukaryota, Metazoa, Mollusca, Bivalvia, Myida, Myidae. The record is from RefSeq and is a predicted model, not a curated record. The transcript is spliced from 6 exons.
UGCACCCGCCUUCAUUUUAAACGUGGAUACACAUCGGUUAAACAUAGUAAUGAAAUUCACGAUCUGUAUUGUUCAUGUUAUUGUUGUUAUAUGGAUUAUGUUGGUGACAGAUUCUGUUGGACAAUCAGUUGAAUCAACAUGCCCUGAGGAUGGCGUCAAAGUGAACGUUUGCAAAGAUGACGGGGCUACUAAUAUUAGUAUGGUAUAUCUGGACACGAGUUCGGCCCCUACAUUCGAAAAAGCUGCUUGCAAGUGUUCCAUGGCGUCUGUACAUCCUAUGUCAGUGACGGCAUCAUUUGCCACGGACUACAACCCAGACACGAUCACGAUAUUGUUUGUGUUUCCCUCAACUAAUUUAACUUGGAACAAUCAAUAUCGGUUUGAUGUCAAGGAUAAGCCUAUUGAGUUUUGGUACAGGAGCAGGAAAAAUCAUCGAACGUAUCCAGCAUGUCUCAAACUAUCAGUUCCAGAUGACGAUGGUAACAUAAAUCAACAUUUCAAUGUAAGCUGUCAACGAUCCGUACGUUCAUCAUCUACGACACCAACAACACAAACAUCUAGUUUCGUUGGAAAGAAAAAGCCGGAGUCAAACUAUGUUCCAACUGCUAUUGGUGCAAGUGCUGGUGUUCUUUUGAUAGCUGCCAUCAUUGCUGCGGCGAUUAUUUUUAUUAAACGCCGGCGGAACAAGCCCGAAGAAACCCCAAACGAAAACUAUGACCAUAAAAUGGAAAAUCAGAUGAACACCAUUGCGAACACAAAACAGGGCAUUGAUGAUGCGUCGGAUGAUAACUAUAAAGAGAAUAAGAAUAUUUCGGAUACAUACACAUCCGUAGGCUAUGAGAGUGCAGACGACCAUAGUGGCAUUAAUCCAGUCGAAGGAACUUUUUGUACGAAGGCUGCCGACGGCUAUUACAGCACGGUUUCCAAAGAUCGUAACCGGAAUGUAAAAAAGAAAAGUGAUACUAGUAAGCAUGAUAUUAAUGUACUUGGAACAAGAGGCAAUGAUGAACAAGCAAUAAAAACUCACACACAGCAUUGUAUCAAUGCAGCAUUUGAUGGAUCUUCAGAUGUAUAUAACCAUCUUAACGAAAAGGUGACAGUACAACCCGCGAACGUAUACGGUAGACUGACAACAGAUGCGGACCAUCCCAAAGACUUUCUAAAUGAGUAUGAUCACAUCAGACAAUCAACAGAAGAAGUGUUAGAAAGCAAGGAUGAAACAUAUGACUCUGCAACAUAAGACAUUUAAACCCUGAAAUGCGAGACAAAAGUAACUUUAUUUAAGUAUAUGUUUUUAGUUCUGAGUACAGUCGAACCCCGUUGGCUCGAAAUAUCAGGGACCGGCCAAAAUACUUCGAGCCUCGAAAAGUUCGAGCCAAGCGGGAAUACUUACAUUCAGUAAAUAAAAUCGGUCCUUUACAUCCAAUUCGAGCCAACGAGGAAACAAAGCGAGUUCGAGCCAACGUGGAUCGACUGUAUAUUGAAAUAUUGUGUGAGCUUUUAUAUUUAUGCAAUGAAAUAAUGCUUUGCUAAGUAUAUAAUCGGAGCUCUACCAUGUAUAUCAAUACAAAUACAUAGAUAUUACCAAUGUAUAUCAAUAUGAAUAUAUAGAUAUCUACAAUGUUUAUCAAUGUGAAUACAGAUAGAGAAAUUCAAAACGUAUGUCAAUAUGAACCAAUAUAGAUUUACAGUGUAUAACAAUAUGAAUAAAUAGUGAUUUACAAUGUAUAAAAGGGAAAAGUGCAACAACAAAUUAAAAUAAAAUAAAGUGCCUAGCGAUCCAUUUGAAAUAUUCAAUGUUCAUGUGUAGUGAAAGUUCAGUCAAAUUAAAAAAUCUUUACUUUUCAGGCUUUUGAAAUAAGACGCCAUUUAGUAUAUGACUGACGUGCUUUUACCUGAUACAAAUUGAAUCGAAUACAUGUUGUCUCUCCCGACAUGAAUUUUUUUUCCUUCGAGUAUAUAAGUUUCAUAUUGCUAUUUUGAAUAUAUAAUGUAAACUUACUAUGCCAGAUGACAUCUUGCUGUACCAGUAUAUUAUUAUUAUACUUUGUUGUUAAUUCUGCUAUGCUAUGGAUCUUGUCAGAUUUGUUUGCAUAAUAAAGUCUUCUUCUUCUUCA